Laccaria bicolor S238N-H82 is the source of this 1332-nucleotide messenger RNA. RefSeq lists its product as uncharacterized. Lineage: Eukaryota; Fungi; Basidiomycota; Agaricomycetes; Agaricales; Hydnangiaceae. The coding region runs from base 1 to 1332 and encodes 443 amino acids. The transcript is spliced from 5 exons. The record is from RefSeq and is a predicted model, not a curated record.
AUGCCCUUUGCAAAAGAGAAAGCGAAGCAUCUCGCUGAGAACUUGUUCAAUAAGAUCAUUGAUUCGCUCGACAAGAAAGAUUCUCCACCUCCACCGCCUCCAAAGCCCCCUCAAGUUAACUAUGCUGCCCGGCCUUCAGACCAGGAUUUUCUUCAAUCAUUCAACGAUCUCAGUCUGUCCAAUGUCCCUCCCCCUAGUAUCUCCUCUGCAGGUGGAGGCUUCGUUGGCGGAUUUCACCCAAAUUUAAACGUUCCCCGUCCUCCCACAUUCCAGCACUCGGCGAGCGCGCCCAAUAUGCCAUCUGGUUAUUAUGCGCCUCAGUCAUUGACAAUGCAGAUGGCCCUGGGUGACGAUAUCCCACCACCUCCUAUACGUCCCCAUUCUACCCCGCAGCUUCCGCUUUCCACUUCCCAACUCCCUUCGAAGUCAAGUUCGAAGCCCCCAAGGCCAAUAAGGAAGCGCUCAGCGUCAACACCGCCCACACCAACGGACCAGAACGAUCAAUUUCGAUGUGCGGGAGUGACCAAGGCGGGCAAGCGUUGCGUCCGCAUUGUGAAAACGGGAGGAGCACUGGCACAGGUCAUUGGCAAUAACCAAGAUCAAGAUUCUCCAGCUUUGCCAAGGUUUUGCCAUCAGCAUCAGAAAGAAGUCCUUGAACCCAGUGGUUAUUAUUCAAAGAAAAACGGGGAGUUCGUGACAUUCGAUGCUUGGAUUCCACAAUACCUCCAAGCGGAAACGCGGGUGUCCCUCCGGGUUGAAAUGGAAAAAUCAAGGUCCCCUUCCGAUGUUGAGGGGUACAUUUACACGUUUGAGAUUCGCGAACCGUCCCAGGACAAAACCAUAAAGCUCAAAGUGGGACGAGCAGUAAAUCUAGUCAAGAGGAUUGACCAAUGGGGGAAGCAAUGCGGUUCAAAGGAGCAGAUAUUGCGAGGAUUUUACCCUGGAGUUGUGGAACCGGAUGAGGACGGAGGAGAAGGAAGCCUUAUGAAGGGUCGAGUGAGGGCAGGAGAAAAAGCAGCGUGGUGUCACCGCCUGGAGCGUUUGAUCCACCUAGAGCUAGCUGACCUAGUUGCUACUUGCGUAUACCUUGACCCAGAGUGGCCAAAAGUUGAAAGCAGUUCAAAUGAAGUCACAGUGACGUCUUCACCGCGAAAGAAGAGCAACCAAAAGAAGAAUGGCGAUGCGCAGCCGUGUCCGGAUUGUGGGAGCGUUCACAAAGAAAUUUUUGAGUUUGAAAGAUGGAAACAGGGCAAGAAGGCAGGGAAAGAAUGGGAGCUUGCCGUGAAGCCUGUCAUUGAGCGAUGGGGUAAAUUUGUGGAAUUGUAUGUGUGA